UGCAGAUAAGACUGAUUGCCAGAGAUAAGGGUGUAUAAAGACCAACUUUAACCAGUGCUCAGUUCAUUCUGGAGCAUUCUGUGUUUGUGUUGCCUCCUAAAGCAGCAGUGCCCAGAGAAGCUGACAUGUACUUAUUACCGUCUUUGAUGCUCCUGACUUUCCUUGCCCUCCUGCCGCAUCAUGGAUUAGGAGGGCAAGCAGGGACUGCAACUGAUCCAAGAAACCACAUUGAAAAUUCUUCCUUGGAUUCCAGCCUUGCUUCUCUCCGCGCUUUGCUCACUUCUGUCUCUUCUAAUUCCAUGAAGUUGCCUGAAAAGGUUUCGUGCAGCGACUUAAUGCCUGAUACCCUCGAACAUUUUGACAGCGUGCCUCAACCAGCCCAGAUUAUGAUUCAAGCUACCCUGGUGCUUGCCUUGCAAAAUGCCGGCUGUAGCCACCAUGCCGAAACCCUUGGCCUAGGGCUCUACCAGGAACUGGGGCAGAAAGAUGCAAGUGACCUCCUGUUGACAAUGAUAAUGAUCCUGGACACAGCUAAACCUACAGGUGAAAAUACAAGCUUUGCUGCCCUACAGUUCAAUUUGGACCAGUUAGCCCAGAAACAAACUUUCCACUGCCGAGGCCUGAUGCAGGUCGAUAGAGCUCUCCUCCAUGGCCAGGUGUACCGUGAAUAUAAGUGGUUUCCAACAGCUGCUGACGCCUGUCACCGUUUAGGGAAUGUUUGUGGAGGAGUUAUCACCAACGGCAGCAGUUCCUUCCAAGUGGUGCUUAGAAAUGGCAGCUACUUCUGGCCACAGCAUGGUUCUCAUUCCUGGCUUCAUGAAUGUUACACUCAGGCACGCAUGCGACGUUCAUCACUAGAACACUGUGUAAAUGUAACAGAUCAAAGGGCACACAAGAUUGUGGGGUUCAUACCUGGAGUCAGCACUCUAUAUAACUUUGCAACCAGCAUAUACUACUAUACUCAAGACUGCAUUGACUUGGCCAAGAAGCGUGCUCAAGAGGGGGCCAUUGACCUGGGUUUUGAUGCCUUGGUUGCUCUCACUGGUGGGGCUGCGACUCCCUUAAGGAUGGGGGUUGCUAUAGCAGUGAAACCAGUGUUCAUAAAAGGGGCAGAGGCUCUAAUUGACAAUUUUCAAAAGGAAGAGCAACCACCGUAUCCAGUCCCCACCAAUGUCAGUGAUUCAAACAUCAAAACCUAAUCCAAGCAUUCUCAAACUUUGCUACAAUCACAUACCGGUAAAUAUAAUAAAUGAGUAGGUACAACCCAUCCAAUAAAAUUUCUGAUUUGAUUCUGUUGGAGUUAAGUCUGAGCAAGAAAUAAAAGUAUCUCUGAAAUAAUUAAAUUUUAA
Molecule: messenger RNA, 1349 nt
Organism: Thamnophis elegans (Western terrestrial garter snake)
Lineage: Eukaryota; Metazoa; Chordata; Lepidosauria; Squamata; Natricidae
Exons: 2
Coding region: 126-1199 (357 amino acids)
Biological process (GO): cholesterol metabolic process
Source: RefSeq, a predicted model, not a curated record